Messenger RNA from Candidula unifasciata, 384 nucleotides. Lineage: Eukaryota; Metazoa; Mollusca; Gastropoda; Stylommatophora; Geomitridae. The record is from the annotation of a GenBank genome assembly.
GUUCGCGGCCGACAGAUGGAGUCCGGGAUAUGAUUCUGAUUAGUGAUAUUGACGAGAAUGGUAUUAACACAAACCUCAAAGUUCGCUACCAGAAGGAUCUUAUUUAUACUUUCACAGGCUCCAUCCUGGUGGCCGUCAACCCCUAUAAGGAACUCACCUGCUACGAGCAGAAGAACCCACACGUCUUUGCCAUAGCUGAGGCGGCCUACCAGAGUCUACACGGCACCAACGUCAACCAGAGUUGCAUCAUCAGCGGAGAGAGCGGCGCCGGCAAGACGGAGACGACAAAGUUCAUCCUGCAGUACCUGUGUUCAGUGACCAACCAUACUUCCUUUUGGACCGAGCAGCAGAUUCUGGAGGCCAACACCGUGCUAGAGGCAUUUG